Molecule: messenger RNA, 277 nt
Organism: Blastomyces gilchristii SLH14081
Lineage: Eukaryota; Fungi; Ascomycota; Eurotiomycetes; Onygenales; Ajellomycetaceae
Exons: 1
Source: RefSeq, a predicted model, not a curated record
CUUGAUUUCAGAAAUAGUAACUCUGAGAAGCUCAAUCUGUAGUUUCUCUUCUGUGGCAUAUUUGCGCCCUGCUGAGAAUACUGCUGAGUUGAGUCUGCAGAGUUCUGCAGUUUCUUUGUCUUCUCUCUGUGAGAAGACUUCAGUGCAGUCUCUGAUCAGUAUCAUCACAUAUCUGCACUGCACUAAGCAGCUGAAGAAAGAGGGGAUUUUAUAUACUCACUUCUUCUCUCACUUCUGUUAUUUCUGUUAUACUUGUAACAAUGACUUCUAUCUCUCU